Bactrocera dorsalis (oriental fruit fly) is the source of this 5625-nucleotide messenger RNA. RefSeq names its product mitogen-activated protein kinase kinase kinase kinase 5 (gene hppy). The record is from RefSeq and is a predicted model, not a curated record. Gene Ontology annotation, molecular function: ATP binding; MAP kinase kinase kinase kinase activity. Lineage: Eukaryota; Metazoa; Arthropoda; Insecta; Diptera; Tephritidae. Gene Ontology annotation, biological process: protein phosphorylation. The coding region runs from base 1584 to 5333 and encodes 1249 amino acids. The transcript is spliced from 15 exons.
AAAACGUCGACAGCGAAGGCAAGAUAGCAGCAGCGCGAUAUCCAUCGUCUCAUUUGUUAAUAAUUCGUUUCGCUGUUUUCGUGGUCGUCAACUAUGCUGCGUCGCGUAUCUAGUGGAAAAUGUUCAAUUUCCAAUUAAUUUAUAAACAUAACAAGUAAAAAAUUAGAAAUACAGAAAAAUCAUUUUACUAAUGUGUUAGUGAAAAAGUGUUGUACAAAUGUAAAGAAAGUGUAAAAUGCGUUGGAGAUAAAAUACAAAAAAUUAAAACGACUGUGUGGCAGCAGUAGCAGCAGCAGUGGUGCCUGCGACAUCGCCCUGUUUUUUCAACCAUCUUCUCCGCUAUUGUCUGCCUAUUCAGACAGCGGCUGCUGCCUCAAAGUCUUGCAAUUCCGUAGUUCUGUCAGUAUUAUUAUUUCCAUGUUUUCUUGUGUAGUUUUCUGUGCGAAGUGAAUUUCCAAUAAUAAGAUCGUAAAAUUUUCUGUUUAAAAUUUGUAUAGUUUUUUAGGCUUAUGGCAAAUUGAAAAAAAAAAAAUGUUUAGUGUGGGCUGUUCGGAGUACAAAAGUGUUUCUUCCAUUCGCCAAAACGUUUUUAAAGCCUAUAUGUGUAAAAUUAUUAAAGUUGUAUACGUGUGUAGUGUAUGGUUUCCGUCCUUCACUUUCUUUGUUUCUCUGCCUCAAACUCUCACCAUUGCUACUGCGUUAACUCCUUAUAAAGUGGAACUUCGUGUGGUUAGUGGUGCGCGAAGCUAAACGUGGAAAUCCAACUCUGCGAAGUUGUCAAAGUUGUGUUGUUAUUCCAAUAUUUGACACGUAUUACGUAUGCCAUACUAUUUUACAUUUUACACUUCCUUUGAGGAUUUAGUGCGUCCAAAUAAUUCUCAAUGUGUGAAACAUUCUCACUCGGGAGCAAUUACGCAAGCUCUUCCAAAUGAUAGGAGCAUCGGAUAUGUGAAAAUAUAUCAGCAGAAGGGUAGUGUAAUUAAAAAAAAAAUAAAAACGCUACAUUCACAAAGUUAUUUGCACAGUAGAUCAAAUCGUACCAAACCAAUAUUAAAGGCUGAUUAAGUGUUAUUUUGUGUUGUGCAAAUAUUUGACGCCGUGACUAUGUGGUGAUCUGCGACGAGUAACGAGCAGGUGGUGGCUACACAAGUAACAGCGGCUACACAUACUUAAGUUGUUCGUUUCCUGAUUAAACAAUCGUAUUCAAAAAGUGUUGAAGUGGCGCUUACUUGUUAUUUUGGCUUAUUAGAGAAUAUUGUUUUUGCUAUAGAAUAUUUCAGACAGUGACUAUAACUUUUUUUGAUAUUCAUUUCCUCACAGUGCUUAACUAUCACUUGGGUAAUUGUACAAGCUUCAAGUGACAAUAUUUGUAAAAAUUUAGUGAAAUACCUUUAAUUUACCUAAAAAAUCAUAAAGUACAAUAAAAUAAAUUAAAGAUAUUUAAUAAUACGUCUAGUUCAACUUAAUGAUAUUACAAAAAAAAUCUUACCAAAUAAAAUAAAUAAAUUGUACUGAGUGCUCAUACUGCUCCUCGGCUUUGGAGCUUUUAAGACAGCUACGUGAUUAUACUCAAAAGCAACAAUAUGGCACACGCCCACCAUAAUGCUGCUAAUCUGCUUAGUUCAGAUAUAUCACGACGCAAUCCACAGGACGAAUACGAGCUCAUACAGAAGAUCGGUUCUGGCACAUACGGUGAUGUUUAUAAGGCGAAGCGCAUACAGAGCAAUGAAUUGGCCGCAAUCAAAGUCAUCAAACUCGAGCCCACCGACGACAUACAGAUCAUCCAGCAGGAGAUUAUUAUGAUGCGCGAUUGUCGACACAAAAAUAUCAUCACAUACUAUGGUUCGUACCUGCGGCGCGACAAGUUGUGGAUCUGUAUGGAGUACUGCGGUGGCGGUAGCCUGCAGGACAUCUACCAGGUGACGGGACCACUUACCGAACAACAAAUCGCCUACAUGUGCCGUGAAACAUUGAAAGGACUCGAGUACCUGCAUACGAUGGGCAAGAUGCAUCGUGACAUCAAGGGCGCCAAUAUACUUCUGACCGAACAGGGGGACGUCAAGUUGGCCGAUUUCGGAGUGUCCGCGCAGAUUACCGCCACGAUCAAUAAGCGGAAGAGCUUUAUCGGUACACCGUAUUGGAUGGCGCCGGAGGUGGCCGCCGUGGAGCGUAAAGGCGGCUACAAUCAAUUAUGUGAUAUAUGGGCGGUUGGCAUAACGGCAAUUGAACUUGCCGAACUCCAGCCGCCAAUGUUCGAUUUGCAUCCGAUGCGUGCGUUGUUCCUAAUGUCGAAAAGUGGUUUCAAACCGCCCACAUUAAGCAACAAGGAGAAGUGGAGCACCACAUUUCACAAUUUCGUGAAGACGGCGCUGACGAAGAAUCCCAAAAAACGUCCGACCGCCGAAUGCCUGCUGAAGCAUCCGUUUGUGCAGGGCGACAUGUCGGUGCGUGUGGCCAAGGAGUUGCUGCAAAAGUUCUUGAGUCCCAAUCAACAGUUCUACUACUAUUUGGACGGGGAAGAGGAGACUGUCGCCAGCGUACCACAACGAAUAGCAAGCAAAAUGACAUCAAGGCCAAAUGGUAUUUCACCGCAAAAUCACACUUUGAAAACAGGCAUGACAACGAAUUCGCAGUGGAAUGAUCGCUCAUCUAGUCCCGAAACUUUGCCCAGCGACAUUCCUUUAGCAGCUGCAGUGCGGCGCCAAAAGCUCACCGGUACUUUGAUUAUGAACAUGUCCUUAAGGAGCCUCUUACAGUAUAUUGAUGAGGAGCUAAAGCUAAGAGCCACCCUGCCGUUAACCGAUACCAAAGAUCUGCUUAGCACCGAAUGCCACUGCGCGCACAAUGGCGGUAACGGCAACGGCAACGGCAAUGGCAACGGCAAUGGCAAUGGUAAUGGCAAUGGCAAUGAAAAUGGUGGCGUCGGCGGCGCCAACGAUGCCGCAGCGCCAAACGCGCCCGACGACAUCAGCAGCUCCAACGCAACCUCCGCAUCGCCAUCGACAGCUGCCACUGUGAACGGUGGCGACGGUGUCAGCUCGAUUACUAGCGCGAGCGGCUUGGGCCAUUCGAUGUCUGCCUAUUUGGGACUGAGUUUCGGCUUCUCCAACAUGCGCACAACGUCGGUUGAUGCUGUGGUCAAUAACGCCAACCAUGACAGCGAUGCCCGGCACCACCACCAACAGCAGCAACAGCAGCCACAUUAUCACCAUCAUCAUCAUCAUCAUUACAUGCACUACACCAAUAACAGUAACAGUAAUAGCAACAGCAACGGCGGCGCCAGCGGCAGCGGCAGCAAUAUAAAUUCGCGCUCAACCAGCGCCACCGGCCUGUCGACAUCCACGUCCAGCAACUCCUAUGGAACCGCAGUUGGGGCACCAGCAAAGCUAAAUGGCCAAUCGCAGUACACGUCGUUGUCCUCGUCCUUGUACAAUCCAUUGGACAAUUUGAGUUGCGAAAGCGGAGGCGGCGGCGGCGGCAUCGGCGGUGGUGUUGGAGGCGGUAGCUUUGGCUUAGGCUUAGGCGGCAGUGUUAGUGGUACUAAUGGUGGCGGGGGAAGUGGUGUUGGUAUGUUAGGAAUUGAUAGGAGUAACGGAGGUGGUAGUGUUGGUAGUGCUGGUGGUUUUGGUGGUGUUAGUGGUGGUGUCGGCGGUGUUGGCGCGUCCCCAUCGCCAUCGUCAUCUUCGUCCGCGUUUGCUCGUGAUGUGCUUAUGCAUUCCUCUGCUUCCACGUCACAUUUAUUCACAAAUUUGCUGCGUAAUAAUGGCACCAAUUAUUUUAAUAGCAACACUUCGGUGACCGAUUCGGCAACAACAACUAGUGCAUCCGCAGCAACGUCGUCCGUAUCGGCCAACCCCGCCGGCGCGGCGGCUCCGUUGUCGGGAGAGUGUACGCCCACAUCGGGGCAAGCGAUUGGCGGCAGCAACGACAGCAAUUGUGAUUAUAGGCAUGAGAGUAAUCAGAAUGGUCUGGAGGACUCACCACGCCGCCACAGCUCGAUGGAUCAGCUGAUUGGCCUGCUCAAUGACAUGGGCAAGUCGUCGAGAACACGCAGUCUCAGCGAUGGCGGCACACAGGAUGACGAAGUGGAGAAAGAAGCGCAACCGGAUCUGCUCAAUAAUACGCCUCCCGUGCCUCCGAAACGCUCACAUCGUCGACGCCACACCCCGCCACGCCCCAUCUCCAAUGGUCUACCGCCCACGCCCAAGGUACAUAUGGGCGCAUGCUUUUCGAAAAUCUUCAACGGCUGUCCACUCCGCAUACACUGCACAGCCUCAUGGAUACAUCCCGAAACGCGCGACCAGCAUCUACUCAUCGGCGCUGACGAGGGCAUCUUUAACCUAAAUAUGAACGAACUGCACGAUGCCGUCAUCGAUCAGCUGUUCCCGCGUCGCACCACCUGGCUGUAUGUGAUUAAGGACGUACUCAUGAGUCUAUCAGGCAAAUCUUGUCAAUUGUAUCGACACGAUCUGAUUGCCUUACAUUCCAAGCAGACGCACCGUUUCUCACUGCACAUGAACAAAAUACCCGAAAGACUGGUCCCGCGCAAAUUUGCGCUCACCACAAAGGUACCCGACACCAAGGGCUGCACCCAAUGCUGUGUAACAAGGAAUCCUUAUAACGGCUACAAGUACUUGUGCGGUGCCACGCCCAGUGGCAUAUUUCUCAUGCAAUGGUACGAUCCGCUGAACAAAUUCAUGCUGCUUAAGCAAUGCGAGUGGCCGGCAUCGAGCAUACUGGGCGGUGGACAUGGCUGUGUGCUAAACGGCCACACACCCGUGUUCGAGAUGAUCAUCACGCCGGAGCUGGAAUAUCCAAUUGUGUGCACGGGCGUGCGAAAGGCCCUCAACGGCUGCCUGAAGCUCGAGCUGAUCAAUAUGAAUAGCGCCAGCUGGUUCCAUUCAGACGAUCUGGACUUCGAUGCCACGGCCACAAUGGUGCCACGAAGAGAUCUAUUGAAAGUGGUGAAAGUGCAUCAGGUCGAAAAGGAUGCGAUACUGGUCUGCUAUGGCAACAUCAUACAAGUCGUCACGCUACAGGGUAAUCCAAAGCAACACAAGAAAUUGGUCUCGCAACUCAAUUUCGAUUUCAAUGUGGAUAGCAUAGUUUGUCUACCUGAUAGCGUAUUAGCAUUCCACAAGCACGGCAUGCAGGGCAAGUCGUUGCGCAACGGCGAAAUAACGCAAGAAAUCAAGGACAUGAGUCGUACAUAUCGACUGCUCGGCUGUGAUAAAGUCGUCGCUUUGGAGAGUCAAUUGCUGCGCACCGGUUCGCUGGGCAGCGAGGAGGGACAUGAUCUUUACAUUCUAGCCGGCCAUGAGGCCAGCUAUUAAUUAACUAUAUAAUUACAAAAAUUAUAGUGGUAAAAUGCAAUUAACUAUGUAAAGCAAGUGAAACAAAAUAUUCUGUUUACUAUAAAAAAAAAAACGAAGAAAAAAUGCAAAGGAAAACUGAACAAACUCGCUAAGCAUACAUAAGCGAGUAGAAAUUAAAAUAAAAAUGAGCAUGUGAAAUUAAGUGAAAUGAAUGUCGGAAAAAUGAAAAAAAUCUUACUAAACUUUUGGUAUAAAAACAUAUUUAUUUUAAGCAUUUUUCUAGCGUCCGUUUUUCUGUUUUUUUUUUUUU